CCUGUGCCUGGUGCAGGAUUAAGCCCGAAGUCACAGCAGUGCAGGGGUCUGCCAGGAUGCACAGCAAGAGCUGAUCUGUGGAGGCUUUACAUAAUGUUAGGAAGUGCGGCCGCUUUUCUUUUAUUUUGGAGGGAGUCCCUUUUUUGCAGAAGGUGGACGGACACGCUCCGGGGAGGCAGCUGCCGGGCAGGAGAGCCGCCCAGCGAGCCCUGAGCCCUGCGCCCUGAGCCCUGCCUUCAGCAACACGCUGCCCGCAGAGUGAUGGUCUUAAAAUGAAAAGGUGCUGUGAGGGCGUUGGGCUGCCAUGCCUGUUUAAGGGUGUUGGUAUGGCCAGCCCCCGGCCUCCUAAAUACCUCCUCGUCUUUGAUUUUGAUGAGACCAUCAUCAAUGAGAACAGCGAUGACUCCAUCGUCCGGGCGGCACCAGGGCAGGCGCUUCCAGAGCACAUCCGACAGACCUUCCGCGAGGGCUUCUACAACGAGUACAUGCAGCGCGUCCUGGCAUACAUGGGGGACCAGGGGGUCAAGAUGGGGGACUUCAAGACUGUCUAUGAGAACAUCCCCCUGUCCCCCGGCAUGCCGGACCUCUUCCAGUUCCUCUCCAAGAACCACGAGCUCUUUGAAAUCAUCCUCAUCUCUGAUGCCAACAUGUUUGGCAUCGAAUGCAAUCUGAGGGCAGCCGGUUUCUACUCCCUCUUCCGCAAGAUCUUCAGCAAUCCAUCCAGCUUUGACAAGAGGGGAUACCUCACCUUGGGCCCCUACCACAGCCACAAGUGCCUUGACUGCCCGGCCAACAUGUGCAAACGCAAAAUCCUGACAGAGUACCUGGCAGAGAGAGCCCAGGAGGAGGUGGAGUUCGAGAGGGUCUUGUACGUGGGGGAUGGUGCCAAUGACUUCUGCCCUUCCGUGACUCUGACUUCAGCUGAUGUGGCUUUCCCGCGCAAGGGCUACCCCAUGCACCGGAUGACCCAGGAGAUGGAGAAGAAGCAGCCUGGAGCCUUCCAGGCCACUGUCAUCCCCUGGGAGUCAGCUGCAGAGGUCACCCGCUAUCUCCAGGAGGUUCUCAAGAAGAAGUGUUGAGGAUGGCUCAGAAGAGACUUGCAUACUAUAAGCAGUGGGGAAAGGAGAAGCCGGGGGGUACCCCACACUCAUCAGUACUACUCGCUUAGCCCCCGCUCCUGGGCUGCUUUCCUGCCUCUCCUCUCCACGCUCCUUUCUCCCCGGUGAUUAAAGCACUUUGUCUCUGUCCCCCUCCUCCUGCCCCUGCCAUGGUGAGAUGAAGCCUUUCUCUAUGCAGCUUGGACAUCGACUCCAGUGCGGGUGUUUGCCAACACUAAUGGUGACUUUUUGUUUGUUUUUCCCUUUUGACUUGACAAGAGCAAUUCCUGAAAGAGCAGAAGCCGGCUCCCUGCGGGCCGGCCCUGCCUUCCUCCUGCCUUCAUCCUCCUCGACUGCCCGACCACUGCCGGCCAUGCCGGGGGAUGUGUGCUGUUGCCUUGAACCUGAUGCUCAAAGCGCUCCUUGCCUCUUCGUGAGGUCGCUGGAGGUUUAACCCAGGAUAUUUGUGCUGCCUGGGCUUCCUGGCUCGCCCUCUGCAUCCCACCGGGGCAGGGCAGCUCCCAGCCCAGUUGCUGAGCCCUGUGAUAAGAGUUAAUUGUCCCUUGAGACUUUAUUCUCUGAAAAAACACGACAUGAGGAAUAGUAAACCUUUUGGAAAGGGGUACAUUGGGAAAAAACCUCCUCUGUCCCAUCCCCACCUACUUGCCCAGGGCACAGGCACACUGACUGCAUCCUUCGUGGGGAGGACGAGCUGCCCUUGCCUUCCAUCCUCUGCAUCUGCUUCCAGGGUAGAACAUCCCCAUGUCCCCAGGGCAGACAGGUUCCUCCUCACCCUGAGCUAGUACCGCUCUCAUCUGCUUGUCUUUGCUGGAUUGUAUGGGCUCCUCUCUUACCCCGGGGCGGGGGGGGGCAUUUUCCCUCCUGACCUGGUCUAGAGGUGCUGAACCUCCCCCCGGGAGGUGUGGUGCUGCAGCCCUUCUCCUGGCAUCAGGUCCCCAGUGGACAAACUCCCCCGUGUCCCCCUGCCCCACUGCAGUAUUAAUUGCCCCUUCUAAUUGCACUCUGCAGGGGGGACCUACAGUAUUCGCUGCUCUCUGGUGUUGGCUUCCCCUGGAUUUAUCCACAGCCUUACCAGCUCCCGAGGGUGGCUUGUAACUCCUCCAAAGCAUAGAAACCCUGACAGCAAACCUGAGCAGUAAGGAAAUAACCAAAGCAGCCCUGAGGUGUUCCUCCUCUAUUUCAUUUCCCGUCGCUUUGUUCUUCCUCCUUCGGACCCUGUUCAACUGUGUGGAACUUAAAGCCAUGGAAUUAAAAAUAUACAUAUAUAUAUAUAGAUAUAUAUAUAUAUUGCAGAUACACAAGAUGUAUCCAGGACAUAAACCUGGACAUGAAACAGC
This is a messenger RNA of Falco peregrinus (peregrine falcon), 2455 nucleotides long. It is a transcript of the gene PHOSPHO1, whose product is annotated as phosphoethanolamine/phosphocholine phosphatase 1. Gene Ontology annotation, molecular function: phosphatase activity. Lineage: Eukaryota; Metazoa; Chordata; Aves; Falconiformes; Falconidae. Gene Ontology annotation, biological process: bone mineralization involved in bone maturation. The record is from RefSeq and is a predicted model, not a curated record.